Molecule: messenger RNA, 1547 nt
Organism: Musca domestica (house fly)
Lineage: Eukaryota; Metazoa; Arthropoda; Insecta; Diptera; Muscidae
Product: damage-control phosphatase ARMT1-like
Exons: 5
Coding region: 106-1452 (448 amino acids)
Biological process (GO): DNA damage response
Cellular component (GO): cytoplasm; nucleus
Molecular function (GO): phosphatase activity
Source: RefSeq, a predicted model, not a curated record
GGUUUCUGUAGUUCCUUUUAGAGAAUAGUAUUUUUGAACCAUUUACUAAUUCAUUGAAAUUCUCUUGUUUUGUGUCCAGAAAGAAAUAACCACCAAAUAAAUAAAAUGGAUUCUAGUUCCUCUGAAUUUGACAAAAAAUAUAAUAUUGUGGAUGCAGUUACGCCGAAACAUAUUCCGCUAUCAGGACGCUAUAAAAAGAGCUUUGCCUAUCACACGCUGAAAGAACGUCUGCCGGUUAUAUUAACCCAAAUAAUAGAUAGUUUAACAAAAGAAAAAGACGAAAUUUCAGAAAAGUAUCAAGGAGAGGAAACGCGUGAGGAGAUCAAGAACAUUGUGGGCCAAAUUUCCAAAUUGAAAUAUCAACUCCAAACCGAUAAACCGUUUGAACAUUUUCAAGGCAUCGAACCGGACCAAGAACUGUGGAACAGUUUCAUAGAUGCUUUGCCAGAAAAUGGCCGCUCCUUUUACCAAACGGCAUGGCUUUAUGGCGAGUGUUAUAUGUAUAGGAAGGUGUUUUCGUUUUUUGAAAACUCCCAGACUUUGAAGACUUAUGACUACUUUUUCAAGCAAAAAGCCAAGGCACUGGCCAUGGAUGAGGUUGCGGCCAUAGCCAAGCGUUUACGAAGUACAGACAAGAGCUAUGAAACGUUUUCUCGAUUGUUGAAGUUAAAUUUAUGGGGCAACAAAUGUGAUCUUUCAAUAAUAAUACCCACAAAUUUCGAUCCCAAUCAAAAUGUUUACGACAACUGCACAAAAUUCGAUGACCACAUAUUGGUGGAUAACAGCAAAAGCAUAUGGGAGUGUCUGGUUUCUGCGGACCAAACGAAACCUGUUAUAGUAGACUUUGUUUUAGAUAAUGCUGGAUUUGAGUUCUAUACCGAUUUAAUACUGGCCGAAUUCUUGCUGGAAAAGAAUUUGGCCACAAAGGUGCGUUUUCAUGUGAAACCAAUGCCUUGGUUUGUUUCAGAUGUUACCCCAGCCGACUUUCAAUACACAUUUGAGUAUCUAAGCAAUCAUGAUUUGAGUUAUUUGAAGGAACAAGGGCAACGUUGGAAGCAAUAUGUGACGGAAGGCAAAUUUCAAUUGGCCAAUUUGAGUUAUUUCUGGUGCAGUCCAAUCGAAUAUUAUAAGAUGCGUGAAGUGGACUUGCAGUUGUUCCAAUAUUUAAGUGAGGCCCAUUUAAUUAUUUUCAAGGGCGAUUUAAAUUAUCGUAAACUCGUGGGCGAUAUGAACUGGGAUCCCACAGAUGAUUUUCUAACAUGUCUAAGAGGAUUCCAACCCACAAAUUUGUGUACCCUGCGCACAGUAAAGGCCGAUGUGAUAUGUGGACUUAAACAAGGCAAAGCCGAAGAAUUGUCCCGUUUGAAUCCCAAGUGGAUGGAGACUGGUGAAUAUGGACUUAUCAAAUACAUGGAAACAUCUCAGUGUAGCUGUAGUCAUGAUGGCAAAUAAUUCUUGUUUUGCUGAAAAUUGUAAAAACUUUUGAAAAUUACUCUAAUCAAUUUGCUUUUGGUUUGAAAAUAAAGACAUCUUGGAGAAAUUAGAAA